Calidris pugnax (ruff) is the source of this 3571-nucleotide messenger RNA. RefSeq names its product transient receptor potential cation channel, subfamily C, member 7 (gene TRPC7). Gene Ontology annotation, biological process: manganese ion transport; calcium ion transmembrane transport; regulation of cytosolic calcium ion concentration. Gene Ontology annotation, cellular component: membrane; cation channel complex. The record is from RefSeq and is a predicted model, not a curated record. Bases 22 to 2556 code for a protein of 844 amino acids. Gene Ontology annotation, molecular function: inositol 1,4,5 trisphosphate binding; protein binding; store-operated calcium channel activity. NCBI's taxonomy places the organism in Eukaryota, Metazoa, Chordata, Aves, Charadriiformes, Scolopacidae. The transcript is spliced from 11 exons.
AGAAACAGCAAUUAUAAAACCAUGCAUCGAAGGCACACAACCCUUCGGGAGAAGGGCCGGAGGCAGGCCAUCCGGGGCCCAGCCUACAUGUUCAAUGAGAAAGGCACCAGCCUGACUGCAGAAGAGGAACGUUUUCUCGAUUCUGCAGAAUAUGGCAACAUUCCUGUUGUGCGAAAAAUGCUGGAGGAAUCCAAAACCUUGAACUUUAAUUGCGUCGAUUAUAUGGGACAAAAUGCGCUACAGUUAGCUGUGGGGAACGAGCAUCUGGAAGUGACAGAGCUUCUCCUCAAAAAGGAGAAUCUUGCUCGAGUUGGAGAUGCGCUUUUGUUAGCAAUCAGUAAAGGAUACGUGCGCAUUGUAGAAGCAAUAUUGAACCAUCCAGCCUUUGCACAAGGACAACGUCUCACACUCAGUCCCCUCGAGCAGGAACUGAGAGAUGAUGAUUUUUAUGCCUACGAUGAAGACGGAACUCGUUUCUCCCAUGACAUUACCCCUAUCAUACUUGCUGCCCACUGCCAGGAGUAUGAAAUUGUUCACAUCUUACUUCUAAAAGGCGCGCGGAUUGAAAGGCCACAUGACUAUUUUUGCAAGUGCAAUGAAUGUAUUGAGAAGCAGAGGAAAGAUUCCUUUAGUCACUCUCGAUCGAGAAUGAAUGCCUACAAAGGAUUAGCCAGUGCUGCUUAUUUGUCUCUUUCCAGUGAAGACCCUGUCCUUACUGCUUUAGAGCUAAGCAAUGAAUUGGCCAGACUAGCCAACAUUGAAACUGAAUUUAAGAACGACUAUAGGAAGCUAUCUAUGCAAUGCAAGGACUUUGUCGUGGGGGUGCUGGACCUGUGCAGAGACACCGAAGAAGUAGAGGCGAUUCUCAACGGAGAUGUGAACAUACAUCUGUGCCCCGACCACCACCGGCCAAGCCUGAGCAGGAUUAAACUUGCUAUUAAAUACGAGGUCAAAAAGUUUGUUGCUCACCCCAACUGCCAGCAGCAAUUGCUCACCAUGUGGUAUGAAAACCUCUCAGGCUUACGGCAGCAAUCUAUAGCUGUGAAGUUCUUGGCUGUCUUUGGGGUCUCCAUUGGCCUGCCCUUCCUCGCCAUAGCCUACUGGAUUGCUCCCUGCAGCAAGUUGGGACGGACCCUCCGAAGUCCCUUCAUGAAGUUUGUGGCACAUGCAGUUUCUUUCACAAUCUUCCUUGGGCUGCUAGUAGUGAAUGCUUCAGAUCGGUUUGAAGGAGUGAAAAAUCUCCCCAAUGAGACCAUCACGGAUCAUCCAAAACAAAUAUUUAGAGUCAAAACAACUCAGUUCUCAUGGACAGAAUUACUGAUCAUGAAGUGGGUAUUGGGCAUGAUAUGGUCAGAAUGCAAGGAGAUCUGGGAAGAGGGUCCACGCGAAUACGUGCUGCAUCUCUGGAAUCUGCUGGACUUUGGGAUGCUGUCCAUCUUUGUGGCAUCAUUCACCGCCAGGUUCAUGGCUUUUCUCAAGGCAACCGAAGCACAACAGUAUGUAGAUCAGUACGUUCAAGAUGAUAACCUCAAUAAUGUCACCCUUCCCCCUGAAGUCGCUUACUUUACUUAUGCCAGGAACAAGUGGCUUCCCUCGGAUCCUCAGAUCAUUUCAGAAGGACUGUAUGCAAUAGCUGUGGUACUCAGCUUCUCCCGCAUUGCUUACAUUCUUCCAGCCAACGAAAGCUUCGGCCCCCUGCAGAUCUCUUUGGGGAGGACUGUGAAGGAUAUCUUCAAGUUCAUGGUCAUCUUCAUCAUGGUGUUCCUGGCCUUCAUGAUUGGAAUGUUCAACCUUUACUCUUACUACCUGGGUGCAAAAUACAACCCUGCGUUUACAACGGUUGAAGAAAGUUUUAAAACCUUAUUCUGGUCAAUAUUUGGCUUAUCUGAAGUGAUAUCCGUGGUGCUGAAGUAUGAUCAUAAAUUCAUCGAGAAUAUUGGAUAUGUACUCUAUGGAGUAUAUAACGUGACUAUGGUGGUGGUGCUGCUCAAUAUGUUAAUAGCCAUGAUCAACAACUCCUAUCAGGAAAUUGAGGAGGAUGCAGAUGUGGAGUGGAAGUUUGCACGUGCCAAGCUCUGGCUGUCCUACUUUGACGAAGGAAGGACUUUACCUGCUCCUUUUAACCUAGUGCCAAGCCCUAAAUCAUUUUAUUAUCUCAUACUGAGAAUAAAAAUGUGCCUCAUAAAACUCUGCAAAUCCAAGGCCAAAAACUGUGAAAAUGAUCUUGAAAUGGGGAUGCUGAACUCCAAACAACGGAAAGUUCGUUUUCACUCUAGCACUCGAAAUACAGAAAACUUUUCUGGGAAGAAUGCUUAUAACAAGCCCACAAGAUAUCAGAAAAUAAUGAAGCGUCUGAUUAAGCGGUAUGUGCUGAAGGCUCAGGUUGACCGAGAAAAUGAUGAGGUCAAUGAAGGAGAACUUAAAGAGAUUAAGCAAGAUAUUUCUAGUCUCCGCUAUGAACUCUUAGAGGAAAAGUCACAAGCUACUGGCGAGCUGGCAAGACUAAUACAGCAGCUGAGCGACAAAUUUGGGAAGAACUUAAAUAAGGACAUUUGAUGGUGGACACAGAGAAAGGCACCUGGUUUUCUAAACAUUAUUCAGUCUCAACCAGCAUCUUAGAAGGGCAAAAACCAUGCAAAAGAUGGGUACAGCGCACUCAACUUUUGCUGACUAGCAAGUAUUGGUAGGAGCACUUUGCAUUACUCCUGUGCUUGGUGAGUUACCAGUUAAAUCUUUUAUGAUACAAAAGUGACUUACUGGUAAAAAUAUGUUAUUUGACAUCAGAAACAGAUGCACCGUAGGGAAGGCACCUCUAGUUAAAGGCAAAAAAGCCAGAUCUUCACCCAUCUGACUCUAGUGAAGACAAUGCAACUGUGCUCAUUUAUACCGAGACUCUACUGAUCAGAAUUGGGUGAAGUCUGAAGAAAAAAUAUGCCAAGCAUAUUCUUUGAAAAAAUUUUAAAAUUUCUAUCCUUGGGUGUGUACUGUCCUUUUAUGUUUACACGGGCAUCCGUGAAGAUAACUUUGAACAGCACUGUGGAUAAUGAGUUAAUACGCAAAUGAGACAUCAUCUGCUGAAAUGUCCAAGGAAAAGUGCAGCAGGUAGAGGUCGUCUGCCUUUUUGACUGGAUGACAGCAUUGGAAAAAAUAGAGGAAGAUUGUUGGGUAAAACAUCCUUUCACUCCUCUGCCAGAACCUGGCCAAGGGAUUCCCAGCCAAAAACUCCUCGUCACCUUUUCCAGCUAUAUUAGCUAGUCCACUGAUGGAUAUCGUCUCUUUGUACACACCUAGUCUCUCUUUUAUCCUUAGAUGAUCCCAGCUUCAACAACAGCGUACUGAAAUAUUCAUAAUGACGUGAAACUCACUUCCCAGUGCCACCCAGAAAUAACCUACAUCGUGUUAAUGUGUUCAGUUCAAGGAACAGCAUUAAUCCAGCGACAGCGGUGCAGCUGAGCUCAGCUUUCAGAUUCCAGAGGUCAAACAGCAAGCCAUAGGGUGAGAUAAACCAUGGAGAAGAUAGCCCCGUAGUUACAAACCUUUCAAUCAACACGACAAUUCCACUGAGAACAUU